Molecule: messenger RNA, 1964 nt
Organism: Aphidius gifuensis
Lineage: Eukaryota; Metazoa; Arthropoda; Insecta; Hymenoptera; Braconidae
Exons: 2
Coding region: 813-1616 (267 amino acids)
Source: RefSeq, a predicted model, not a curated record
AGUAAGUUGUAAAAAUUUACUAAGAGUAAAAUUAAAUAACUUUAAUGAUAAUUAAGUGUAGUAAAACGAAGUAAAGUUGUUUUAUCAAUAUACUAAAACUGUAUCUGACUGACUAGACUAAAAAUUUAAUUCAGUAAAACCAUUACUAAAGUGUAAAAUAGCUCAAAAUUAAGAACUACUGUGUGUAUAACCUUUUGUCGAGUGAGUGCCCCAAGCGAGCGGUGCGUUGCAAACAUACUAGUAGAUGAAUUAUUAUAAACCUGAAUAAAGUGUCUAAAUGUCAUAGUGAUUAAACCUUCUAAAGUGUCAAUAACAUACUAAUUGUUAUAAUUUGUUUGUAUAUGGAUCUUGUGUAGUGUAAAGUGGUGAGUGGUGUGACUCAAUGUUGCAUCAUUGAUUUCAUAUAUAUAUUUAUCUCUCUCAAUUUUCUGAGACAAAUAUAUUGUCACCAGAUUAUUGAGUAGGAGUGCCAACAUAAAAAAAAAAAAAAAAAAGAAUACACCAUCAAGCACAGACACAGCCUUCAACACAAGCACAUUCAUUGAUCGGUAUAACUAGAAUCUAUAGUACCAACGCAAUUAGCAUUUAUAUAUUGAAACAGCUGGUCUCACAUAUAUAUACAUGAAUAUAAACAAACAAUCUAAGCAUAAACAUAAAAUGGCAACACAAAACAUGGUUACAAACAAUUCUAUAUUAUGUUCAACUUGUAAAAAUAAAAUUGUAAAUGAAAAAAUUAAAUGUGUCAAUGAUGCAUGUAAUGCAUACUAUCACCCAGGCUGUGCCAAAGGGUUAAAAAAAAAAAUGAUUGUGAAAUGUGUCGCAAAGUUCUGACACCUGUCACCACACCAUCAAAUACAUUAAGCACACCAACUGAUACAAUUUUUGAGUUUGAUAUAACUAAAUAUCAGAUUAGUUUUGAUGAAAAAAUAAAUCAAUUGACAAGCAAACUGGAUUCGAAAAUAACAUCAAUCAGAAAAGAAUUUAAUGAAACAGCUAAGUCAAUUAAAUCAGUAUGUGUUGAGCUAAAUACUGAUCUUGGUAAAAUUGUAGCUGCACACAAUGUAGCAAUAAAAAGCUUACAAAACAGCAUGGCUGAAAACAAAAAUGCUAUUGAUAUACUAAAUGCUAAUAUUGAAAACAACAAUAAUAUUUGUAUACAACAAAGUGUAAAAGAAAUAGAAGACAGACUGGCCAGAAAAAGAAACUUCAUAAUACUUAAUAUUCCUGAAUCAAAAUCACCAAGUGAACUGGUUAAAAAAUCUGAUGACAUUAAAGAAUUUACUAAUCUUAUAAAAUCAACUGACUCAGCUGAACUUGUUGAAAUAGCUGGUAAUGUGAAUCUCAUAAGAAUUGGCAAAAUAAGUAAUCCAGCUAAACCAAGACCAAUUAAAGUCAUAUGCAAAAAUUCAACUGACUGUGAAUUUAUUUUACAGAGCCUUUGGAGUUUCAAGAAGAAACCGGAAACAUUGAGUAUUUUACAAACAAUUUACUUCUCCAAAGACAAAACAAAGCUUCAACAAGAAGACUUCAAAAAAGUAAAAGAAGACUUAAUGAAUCGUAUGAAAAAUGGAGAGAAGAAUCUGGGAGUAAGAGAGCCUUGGACCAAUUUCGUUUAAACGUCAAAUAACGUCACGUUUCGACAGAGGAUCGACCCGAGUAGAAAUUCAAGUCAGGUCCUGAUUAGGACCUGAUCAGGAUGUCAUCAUUUCAAAUCAGGAUGGUAAUGUUUCUUCAUAAGGUUCGGAUCCGGAUUGAAUGAGUGUACCUGACGUCGUCUUCAAGAUAACGUUAGGAUACAUGAUCCAAAAUCGAUCCGAAGUCUAGAUCCAAUUGUGAUCAGGGUACCUGAUUCGAAAUGGCAAACAUAUUUUUAUUUGCAAAAAAAAAAAAAAAAACAAAGUUUUUUUCUUUAUAUUUUUCAUAACAUAUAGUGGUAAAUAUGUGACGGAUGAAUAAACUAUACA